This is a messenger RNA of Rhopalosiphum maidis (corn leaf aphid), 594 nucleotides long. Its product is annotated as 40S ribosomal protein S3-like. Bases 1 to 594 code for a protein of 197 amino acids. Gene Ontology annotation, biological process: positive regulation of apoptotic signaling pathway; translation. Gene Ontology annotation, cellular component: nucleus; cytosolic small ribosomal subunit. Gene Ontology annotation, molecular function: structural constituent of ribosome; RNA binding. The transcript is spliced from 3 exons. The record is from RefSeq and is a predicted model, not a curated record. NCBI's taxonomy places the organism in Eukaryota, Metazoa, Arthropoda, Insecta, Hemiptera, Aphididae.
AUGUCCCGGUUUUUAAUAAGAUUCACAAGGACAAGAGCUACAAAUAUCUCAUGUUUUGCUGAAGAUGGUUAUUCUGGCGUUGAUGUCCAUGCUGCUCCAUCACGUACAGAAAUUAUUUCUGCAACACAUGUUCAAAACGUAUUGGGUGAUAGGGGACGCCGUAUUCGUGAACUUACAUCUCUCAUCCAAAAGCGUUUUGACUUCAAAAAUAAGGAAGUUGAACUUUUUGUGGAGAAAGUAGCUCAACGUGGAUUGUGUGCUGUUACCCAAGCAGAACUUUUACGUUACAAAUUGAUUGGGGGUCUAACUGUCAGGAGUGCAUGCUUUAGUGUGUUGAGAUUCACCAUGGAAAGUGGAGCUAAGGGAUGCGAAGUCGUAGUGGCUGGUAAAAUAAAAGGUCAACGUGCCAAGUCGGUGAAAUUCGUUGAUGGACUUAUGAUUCACAGUGGUGGCCCAUGCAAUGAUUAUGUCACUGUAGCUACUAAACACGUUUUGUUAAGACAAGGAGUUUUGGGUAUCAAGGUAAAAAUUAUGUUGCCAUGGGACCUAUCAGGUAAACUUGGCUCAAAGAAGCCUUUGCCAAGGCUUAUUUAA